UUGAAACAUAACCUUAUAUUUAUGUAAAAUUAAAUAAUUUUCAUCAAUUUUUUUUUAGAAAUAAUGGCAUUGCAGAGACAAGGACUUAACUUAUUACGUAGAAUAUCAAUUCAUGGCACGACGUUCACAAACAGAACAGAUGUAAGGAGUUACAAAAGAUGGGUUGCUCCAACUCUAAAGGAGUUAAAUAUUAGGACAAAGAAGAUUGGUGAUACUGGAGAAGUUAAACCAACACCAAGAUCCAGCUUCCUAGAAUGGAAUUAUGAUGCUGAAGUGUUUGCAUUUGGCAAAAGGUUGGGUGAAGAGUUCAAUCAGGAUCUGCUCAGGAAAGCCUUGAUGCACAAAUCCUAUGUUAAUUUACAAGAAUUGCAAGGAAAUGCUGUUCAAUCAGAUGGAAAUACUGAUUUAAUAAAGAAAGGUGAAGACAUUAUUUCUAAAUACAUCCAAUUAGAAUUGUCAAAGAAAUAUCCAGAUGUUAUUGUCCAGGCGAUACACAAUUAUCUAACAGAUGACAACAUGCUGAGCCAUGUUGGAGUUCACAUUGGUUUGAAAGACAUCAUUCUCACACCAGAAUACCCACCUGAAACUGCAACCAUCGCUAACACGUUUAAAGCUGUUGUCGCUGCGUUAGAAGAAUCGAGUAGCUUGGAGAAUUGCGAGAAAUUCGUUAAAGAUUUCGUUUUGGCGCAACUGAAUGGUAAAGAAGUCUUCGAUAUUUGGGAACCGGAACAACCCUACAAGUACCUGAAAGGCAUCAAAUCUGACAUCGAGCCUAGGUUGUGCAACCAGUCAGCUGCCAAGACCAUCCUCGCCAAUUACCAAGUAGGCAUUUACUCUAAUAAACAAUUGCUAGGAUUAGGUUGGGGUGAGUCCGUCGACGUUGCCAAGGACAUGGCGGCGCUAAACGUAAUUCAGAAGAUAUACAAUAUCAAAUAGUUAUUUUUUUUUAUU
Molecule: messenger RNA, 951 nt
Organism: Nicrophorus vespilloides
Lineage: Eukaryota; Metazoa; Arthropoda; Insecta; Coleoptera; Silphidae
Gene: mRpL44
Product: 39S ribosomal protein L44, mitochondrial
Exons: 4
Coding region: 64-936 (290 amino acids)
Biological process (GO): RNA processing
Molecular function (GO): double-stranded RNA binding; ribonuclease III activity
Source: RefSeq, a predicted model, not a curated record